Dothidotthia symphoricarpi CBS 119687 is the source of this 2952-nucleotide messenger RNA. RefSeq names its product kinase-like protein. The transcript has 6 exons. Gene Ontology annotation, cellular component: nucleus; cytoplasm. The coding region runs from base 127 to 2799 and encodes 890 amino acids. Gene Ontology annotation, biological process: peptidyl-threonine phosphorylation; peptidyl-serine phosphorylation. Gene Ontology annotation, molecular function: ATP binding; protein serine/threonine kinase activity; protein tyrosine kinase activity. The record is from RefSeq and is a predicted model, not a curated record. NCBI's taxonomy places the organism in Eukaryota, Fungi, Ascomycota, Dothideomycetes, Pleosporales, Dothidotthiaceae.
GUCUCGUCCAGCGGCGCAACGGGCAUGCGUCACAGCUGAAGUGGGCUAGCUACCGCGACGUCGCUCCUCGAACCUCGCUCCCGACCCUCGCUCCUCGACGCUCCCCCGACGCCUCCCACUCCGACCAUGGACCAGCAGUGGCCCGCCUACCCCGAAGCGCCCGACGCGGCUCGCCAGGCGCGCUACGCUCCGCAGAACAACAUGACGACGCCGCAGCACGCGCAGCGAGACGCGGGCGUGUCGCAGCAGCCCAAGCAGGACUACGCCUCGCCCACGCAGCCCUCGCGCGCAAACUCAAUGGCCCGCCACUCGCCCGCCGGCUCGGCCUCGCGCGCCCAGGACUUCGGCGAAGGUGACGGCGACGUGGCCAUGGAGGACGCCGACCCGUACAAGCCCAAGUACAGCUCCUCGCGCGCCAGCCACCAGGCCCGCCACUCGCAGCACUUCCUGCAGCAGGAGGAGAGCGCCGCCGCCCGCCGCUACUCGCCCAUGAACCUGUCGCCCACGUCGCCCUACCCCGGCGGCACCCAGCCCGCCGCCCAGCCCUACACGAGCUUCACGCCGCAGCAGCCGCAGGGCAACCGCCAGAGCCCGACGCGGAACAAUCCGUACAUGUCGCCGCCGAACAACUACUACUCCCCGCCCUCCACGCGGCCCAAUGCGCCCCAGCUGCCGCCCAUCCAGUCCAACAUCAACCCCGAGAGCUUCUACCCGCAGUCGGCCACGGCCCAGCUCAACGCCGUCUACAACCGGGAGGCACGGUCGCCGCGCACGUCCUCGAACCCCAAUCCCCCACAGCUCCCGCCCAUCGGGCGCGGGCCCGUGCCCAAGUUCGACAAGUGCACCAACACGGCCGACCUGCAGCCCAAGAUCAAUGCCCAGCCCCCGUUCCGGCGCGCCAACCCUGAGGGCGGCUUCAUCAGCCCCCUCCAGGCCCUGACAGCCCACCUGCCCACCACGUACAAGCUGUGCAACACGCAGUUCAACUACCAGUCGUCACGCAAUCCGCGGCGAGUGCUCACCAAGCCGAGCAAGGGCGUCAAGAACGACGGCUACGACAACGAGGACAGCGACUACAUUCUCUACGUCAACGACAUCCUGGGGUCCGAGGAGUCGGGCCACAAGAACAGGUACCUCAUAUUGGACGUCUUGGGCCAGGGCACGUUCGGCCAGGUCGUGAAAUGCCAGAACUUGAAGACGCAGGAGGUGGUUGCCGUCAAGGUCAUCAAGAACCGGACCGCGUACUUCAACCAGAGUAUGAUGGAGGUGUCGGUGCUCGAUCUGUUGAACAAGCAGAUGGACAAGAACGACGACCACCAUUUGCUGCGGCUGAAAGACACCUUCAUCCACAGGCAGCACUUGUGUCUGGUCUUCGAACUGCUGAGUGUCAAUCUCUACGAGCUCAUCAAACAGAACCAGUUCCGCGGACUGUCGACAACGCUUGUGCGCGUCUUUGCACAGCAGCUGAUAAACGGGCUCGCGUUGCUGGGGAAAGCGAAGCUGAUACACUGCGACUUGAAACCGGAGAACAUUCUGUUGAAGAAUCUCGAAAGCCCCAUCAUCAAGAUUAUCGACUUUGGCUCCGCGUGUGAUGAACGCCAGACAGUGUACACGUACAUUCAGUCGCGAUUCUAUCGCUCUCCCGAGGUUCUGCUGGGUCUGCCGUAUUCUGCGGCGAUCGAUAUGUGGUCGUUGGGCUGCAUCGUCGUAGAACUGUUCCUCGGUCUUCCAUUGUUCCCAGGAUCGUCCGAGUACAACCAAGUGUCGAGAAUUACGGAGAUGCUCGGACUGGCGCCACACUGGAUGCUGGAGAUGGGCAAGCAGUCAGGCGAGUUCUUUGAGAAGUCGCAGGAUGAAUACGGCCGAAAGAACUACCGAUUGAAGUCGAUGAACCAGUACUCCAGCGAGCAUGGGACCAAGGAACAGCCCAGCAAGAAGUACUUCUCGGCCACCACGCUCCCGGACAUUAUCAAAAACUACCCCAUGCCCAGGAAGAACAUGAAGCAAAGCGAGAUUGAGCGAGAAAUGGCCAACCGAGCCGCUUUCAUUGACUUUGCGCAAGGGUUACUCAACCUCAACCCUCUCGAACGAUGGACACCGGCUCAGGCGAAGUUGCAUCCCUUCAUUACCCAGGCCAAAUUCACCGGUCCUUUUGUGCCGCCAAUGACGAUGAAGGCAAGCUCGAGCAGAUCUCCGGCGCCUGGUGUACAAGAGCAACAGCGAUUCGAGGGCAUGAGCAGGCAGCGUCAGCAGGCUCAGCAGCAAGCCGUUGCUGCACAACAGGCCCAAGCCGCCCAAACUGCUGCGUAUGCCAAUAUGCAAAUGAACCAAUACGCUGCUCAGCCCCCGCUUGCCCAGCCCAACAUGUACAACAACAUGUACGCCCCGAAUCACCAGGGUGCACCUCCACCGUACCCAGCACAGGUGGCAACUUACGGCCAGCAAAUGCCAGUCAUGCAGCCACAACAGCCUCGACAAUACAACCAGCCUCAAAAUCUGUACGCCCAAGCCACAACACGCGCAGGGAGACAACGUGCAACUACGAUGGAUCAACAGCAGUCUGGUAUCCCGCCGGCACUGCAAAGGGUGAUCAGCCAUCUGGAUCCAAAUGCGCCAAUCCGGUUACAACCAUCGCCUGCAUACUACCCGCCUCCUCCAGACGGUGCGCCGGAAAGUGCCAGCAGCGCCAGGAGACGAGGUUCCCGAGCAGGCAACUCUGCGAGGAGUCACAAUUUUGUUCGCAAUCUUGAAGACCGGACGCUUGAGGAAGGCUUCAUGAAUCAGCCACAUUGGCAAUGAUUGGGGCAGUGUGUAGUUGGUAUUUUCUGCUUUGGCCGACUGCAGCCUACGAGGGCAGCAGCGUGUACCGCGAAAGGAGCUGGCAGUCGGUCGAUGAUGGUGUUUUGAGUUCUCCUUGACGCCGUUUUGUUCCUCGUCGCAGAGCAGAUUGGG